AUGACGAUGGUCACCAACAUGAAUAUGGAGCAAUGCUUCAUUAUCACGCUCGACGCCAUAAUCAUGGCUGAGCAGAUUGUUUCUUUCGGAUCUGAGGAUCUUGGUCUCAAUCUUGUUGGGGCUUCUAUUUUGGUUGAUCCGUCUGAUUUUCCGGGUAUUCACCAUGCUGCUCGGGAUUUGGCUGAGGAUUUUGGUCGAGUAACGAGGGGUAAGGCGAGUCCGUUUGUCUUUGUGGAUGAAGCGAAGGCGGAAGAGUUGAAUCUCAGUGCGGUGGUUAUUGUUGGUUGCGUUGAGUCAUGCUGGAUGCUUGACAGGCUUAUCGCUGAGAAGAAAAUUGAUGUCGACGCGAUUAGAGGGAAGUGGGAGUCAUUUAUGACCUUCGUGGUGGACGAUCCAUUUCCAGGAUGCUCGAAGGGCUUGAUUAUUGCUGGAAGUGAUAAAAGAGCUGCCAUAUUCGGUGCAUAUACUCUGUCUCGCCAGAUUGGCGUGUCUCCAUGGUACUGGUGGGCUGAUGUCGCACCCAAGUUCCACCCAGAUAUCUAUGCCCUCCCAGUUACGACGACGCACGGUGAACCAAGCAUUCAGUAUCGAGGAAUCUUCAUCAAUGACGAGGCACCCGCAUUGACAGGUUGGGUACGAGAGAAAUUCGGUUCCUACAACAGCGAGUUCUACAAGAAGGUUUAUGAACUGCUCCUCCGUCUAAAAGCCAAUUUCAUGUGGCCAGCAAUGUGGCCAGGCUACCCUAAUCCCGGUGCAGUCUUCUUCAUGGAUGACCCAGAGAACCAGCGCAUUGCCGAUGAAUACGGAAUCUGUAUAUCAACCUCCCACCAUGAGCCGAUGCAGCGCGCUACAACGGAGUGGUUUGAGGAGGAGCCGCGUGCAGAUGGAACUUGGGAUUGGACUAAGAGCCGUGAAGAGAUCAUUGAGUUCUUUCGCAAGGGUGUUCAGCGUGCGAAGGGGCUGGAAUCUUAUUUCACAAUGGGGAUUCGGGGUGAAUAUGAUCGUGGUAUGGCAACCAAUGAUCCUGGUGCUGUGAUACGAGAUGUGCUCUUGCAACAACGGGCUCUUUUUAAGGAGGUUCAUGGACGCGAGGAUGCUGUUCCACAGGUCCUUGCGCUUUAUAAGGAGAUUCAGGAUCUAUACCAAGCGGGCGAAUUCACUGUCCCCGAUGAUGUGACAUUGUUAUUUGCCGAUGACAACUUUGGGGCUCUUCGACGUUUACCAUCCAAUCCUGAGAUGAAUAGGCCGGGAGGAGCGGGUAUUUACUACCACUUUGAAUAUGUCGGGGCUCCUCGAAGUUAUAAAUGGAUUAACUCGAAUUCUUUGGGCAAAACGUAUCAUCAACUCUCCGAAGCGUAUAAUCGCAAUGCUCGGAAAAUAUGGGUGUUCAAUGUUGGUGACAUCAAGCCUAUCGAGGUCCCCUUGACCUUUGCAAUGGAGAUGGCCUGGAACAUCAACUCCGUUCAUGAGUCCAGUAUUCCUCAAUUCCUGAGUAGCAUGGCUACAGAAUACUUCAGCGCCGAGCUGAGUCCGGAUAUCGUUUCUCUCUGGCACGAAUAUGACCGUCUUGUUCGUCUUCGCAGACAUGAGCAUAUCGAACCCGAAUCCUUCUCCUUACUCCAUUACAACGAAGCAGAUGAUAUAGCGUCAAGAUGGCAAAAACUCGUAUCUACUGCAGAGAAGAUCCACGAUCGUGCGAAUCCAGAACAGAAGGCAUCAAUCUGGGAACUAGUCGUACACCCCGUCAAGGCCAGCGCAAUCUAUACACAACUACGAGUAACACAAGCACGAAACCAACUGCACGCACGCCAAAGACGCAACACAGCCAAUAAACUCCUCCGAGAAACUCUCGACCUCUUCGACGCAGAUUUCAAACUCUCACAGGAAUUCCACUCCCUUUUAGAUGGAAAGUGGAAUCAUAUUAUGUGUCAGGCUCAUAUGGGAUACGGCGAUACCUGGCACGCACCAUCCCGGGAUGCUAUCUUCGGAUUAGCGUAUGUGCAGCGUGACCAGAAUAGCAAUAUCAUUGUUGGUCAGAUGGGUGUUGCAGUUGAAGGACAUGAAGGUAUUCGCGCUGGGCGAAUCAAUGAAGAAAGUGAACGGACUCAUCCUAGUCGACGAGACCUGGUUCCCGGUCUAACUUUGGGAUCUAUGAGUAGAUACGGUGUGAAAAAGAGGUGGUUUGAUAUUUUUACUCGAGGGACGCAGAUCAUUCAUUGGAGUAUCUCUGUUCUAUUUCGCUGGGUUGAAGUCUCGGUCUCUGAAGGGAUCUUGCAUCCCGAUGGAGAUGAUGCUCGUGUCUGGAUUACUGUUGACUGGGAUCUUGUCGAGCCUGGUUUCGAUCAGGAGGUCUUGAUCAGCAUUUCAUCGGCAGAGGGCGAUUUCGAACAUGUCCAUCUCCCUGUUCAGGGUCAUAGAAUCCCGGAUUCUUUCCAAGGAUUCGUUGAGGCGGAUGGAUACGUUUCGAUCCCUGCUAUCGGCCUCGGUGUUCAAGCCCCGUAUAAACAUCACCCUGAGCUAGGCAGAGGAAGUGAAGGCUCAAUCACUAUUGACUAUGAUACCUGUCGCCGUGAGACUAUUGUUCCAUUUAUGGAAUACCCAUUUUACACAUUUUCCCACGCUGAAUCAUUCACACUGAAACUAUUGUUCAACAUGACUCUGGAUAUUGAUCCAGAUCAGAAAAUGUCUUAUGAGUUCAGUGUUGAUGAUCAGCCUGUUGAGCUACACACUCUCGUCAGCGAAUCAAGUGGCAAGGCUAAAUUACCCGCCGAAGGAUGGCUGAGAUGCUAUCAUGAAUUGUGUUUGGGAGAAGACGCAUCAUCUUGCUGCAUUGAAGCCUGGUCCUCAUACUAUUCGGGUACGGUUGAACCAUUCGAAUACCUUACUUGA
Molecule: messenger RNA, 2889 nt
Organism: Penicillium malachiteum
Lineage: Eukaryota; Fungi; Ascomycota; Eurotiomycetes; Eurotiales; Aspergillaceae
Exons: 3
Coding region: 1-2889 (962 amino acids)
Source: RefSeq, a predicted model, not a curated record